Molecule: messenger RNA, 8114 nt
Organism: Paramuricea clavata
Lineage: Eukaryota; Metazoa; Cnidaria; Anthozoa; Malacalcyonacea; Plexauridae
Source: the annotation of a GenBank genome assembly
AUGGCAGACACUUCUAAACCUCACACAGCUCGGGAGAACAGGGGUAAGUUUUUUAGUACUUUUAGUUCUCUUUUUGGAAAGUUUAGAAUAUAUAUCAAAGGCAAUUAAAGCGCUCAUUAAUAUGUAAUAGUUUAUACAUGAAUAAGUAUUUCCUCUGAUUUAUAAAUAUGUACAAGCAGGUUGAAAAUGCAAGGGCAGGCGAAUUCGAAUUAGAAAUUUAGAAAGCAUAUGAAGAACACUUUCUUAAAGGACAUUGGCGGUAUAUUUUUUAUUGUGGUUUUGGAAAGAACUAAAAAUUAUACAUGAAGUCCCUUUACAAAUUUUUAUAUUUAUCUUGCUUACUUUUUUAAAUAUUUGUAUCUGAAAUAGCAUGCCAACUUUGUCUGAUAAUUGACCAAAUUAAAGUGACGUCACAACAGAGAUAAAUGUAUUAAAAAUUCCUUGUUGCUGACUGGAUUUUAUUGAAAAGUUUCUAAAAUGCAUGUUGCGAGUUAUUUGGGAAUUGAAAAAGGACAAAAAAUCACGUUCUAGAUUCAAUUGGAUAUAUGGUUGGCAAGAUAAAAAUUUAUUUUUUAUCCCAGUUGUGACGUAAUGCAUAUUGAAUGCACUAGUCCAAGAUGGCGGACUGCCCACUAUUUCAAAUGGAGAUAUUUCGAAAAUGAAGAAUGAUACUGAAAAGUUGUAAAGGGACUUCAUAUAUCAUUUUAAAAGUUCUUUCCAAUACCACAAUAAAAAAAUAUACCGCCAAUUUCCUUUAAGAGUAUCUAAACUUACUUCUCAAACAAACUUGUAUUUUAAAAGGAAAUCAAGAGCAGAAUUGACAAAAAAACGGCUGAUUUGAAAAUACAGAUUUAAUGUGCAUUUAUUUUAAAUUACUUCAUUAAUUAUUCAUAUUUUGAGAAGUAUAAUUUGUUUUGUCUCACCAUAUAUAUCUAAUCUAUAAUCAACUGUAAAUGUUGUCUAUAAUCGUUAAUUACAUGCACAAGCAUAACUCGUACUUGCCGGCAUAGUCUUAAAAUUGCCCAUUUUAACACUUGGUUUCGUCACAUUUUGUAGAAAAAAUCUGAUUUUCCUAUUUUGCCAACGAAGCAGCAAAUAUGCGCGGUGAAAGACGUCAUUUUCCGAGCAACAACGACAACAAUGGGAGUAAAAGAUUUGCCUGAUCCAAUUCAAGGAGGACAAGUGAGCCUAACAGCUGUGUUGACCUGGUGCAUUAGAGAGAUGCGUUUAAGCAAGCUUGAUACUAGUAAUGGCAGAGAACUAAACUUCAACUUAAAGCUGGAUGGCCGACCAUUUUUGGGUAAAACUUUUAUGUUGCAUACAUUCGGAAAUACGAAACUUGAAGGACAUUGGCCAAAGAAAUUUGUAUUGCCGAUUGGCCGUUUAGUUUUCUAUUCUAUCUUUUCUGGUUGCUAAGUUAUAGGCAAGAAUGUGCAAAAUAUAUAUUGCUCAUUCAUCACAAAGUGUUACAUCAUCUGUUGGUAAGUAUGUUUAGUGAAUAUAUACCUGGGGCAGGUUGUUCGAAAGGUGGAUGACGCUAUCCAUUGGAUAAUGAUUUUUUAAAACCUUCGUAAAUUUUUUUAUUGAUCCAUAUAACAAAAGAUUACGAUUGAUAUUCAUAAAUCAAGUUUAGGUUUUAAUAUUUAUUUCGUUGGCAAAAACGGUGUUUCGCCAUUAUUUGUCCACUUUUACGAAGGCUGAAAAAGGAAGGUAGCGCUAUCCACCUUUCAAACAACCGCCCUUUGAGGUAGCUCAGUUAUUAUGAGCUCAAAUGAAAUGAAAUUCUGCACAAAGAUAGUAGAUGAUGAUGAUAGUAGAUGAAUGGUACUUGCAUGGUAACGAUUCGAAAAUGCAUAUUAUAUCAUAUGACGCCCACAUUGAUAAAUGUAACUAGUUAUAUAAAAUCAGUGUAAGGGGCCUGGGAACGACUGUGUUACAUUGACAACAAAAUUAGAAGUGUUUUUCAAUACGUCUCAUCAUUUACUGUCUUUGUGCACAAUUUGAUUUGUGUUCCUAAUAAUUGAGCUAUGCUUCAGUUAUAUAUUUGAACAAAUGACAAAUAAAGCAAUUUAUUUGUCAUCUGUGCUGAAUAAAGCAAUUUAUAUUUUGCACAUGUUUGUGUAUAAAUUCUCAACUAGAAGAGAUAGAAUGGAACAGUAAACGGCCAAUAUUGUGGUAUAUUUUCAUAUCUUUCAGGAAAAGCAAUAAAAAUUUAUUUAGCCAAUGUCCUUUAAAGCGUUAAACUGUUUAUUAAGCUUAACCGCUAAACUGCGGCGAGCGCUGCUUCUGUUGCUUAAAAUCGGGGAGAAAUUACAUCCCGGGGGGUUACGUCAUGCAAUUAUUCUCACUGCCAAUCCUGACUUUGAUCACACCUGAUGUUAUAACAUAUCCUAGCACACUUAACAACGCAGAACUUAAUGGUAUAAAUAUAGUAUGAUGUAAAUAAUUUCCAUGUCCAUGCAUGAUAUGCCUGGCAUGAAUGAAACCAGUUUAGUACCACACAGUAACGUGUUGCAAAGCUGUGUGCCUGCACUAAAUGUGGUACCUCUUUACUAGAAUAAUAGAAUGCUAACAAAAACGUUAGAAAAUUCAUUUUAGAAAAAUCUUCCCACCAGCGCACACACCCAUGCAUAUAGCAUCGGGUUUAUACAGGUAAACUCCCUCAACAUGCUUUAUUGUAUAUUAAAUAUACAUUAAAUCACAUUUCAGGAAAGGAUCAGAUAUAUGUUCGUUUUGUAGUCUUAGAGUUGUUGUCGUUGUUGUUAUUGUCGUUUGUCGCUUUUGCCAUUGUUGUUGUUAAUAACAUAUAACAACACAUUCUAUAAUCACUGCCUAAUAUAUGUGUCAUACAGUGAUUAUGAAGACUAAUUUCUUGUAAAUAAAUAUUAUCUAGUUUUUCAGUAUAUAUAACUCCUCCUAGUGUAGUAUAAUACUGUUUUAGGAGUAUUUCAUUAAAGCAUUAAAGCAUUAAAGCGUGUGAGAAGUGUGCCUAAGCGCCUUGUGGGCGAAAAUGGAAAAUGCGGACAAAUUGCACGCGUAUGUGUGACGUGUGCUAGUUAUAAUUUAACUACAAAGUGGAAAAGAUGACUAAACUACAGUAUCUUAAAGCUUUUAUUUUUUGCAUCAUUAUACAGUACUGUUUAAAUGGUUGAAAUGGUUUGUAACUUAAUUUUAUACCAAGUAUAAUCCCUUAUCCUUGAGCUAUAACACUCAUUUUAACUACAGCAACCGAGCAGACUUGGUACAGUUUUUUAAAUGUAAUAGCAAAUGUAAUUCAAAAAUGGUACAAACUACUUAAAGCACCUUACCGACAAAAAGAUUUUCUUCUGCUAACUACACACUAGAUAUAUUCCUAUCAAUGUUUACGUAGAACGUUAUAACCAUUACAUUUAUAUUUUAAAAGCUUACAAAUCUUGAAGUAUUUUAAUUUAAAUUUUAUAAGGAAAAAUAUUCUAAGGCAUGAUUCAAGAUAUUUUGGUCGAAAAGAACACCAUUAAAUCUAACAGAAUUUGCGUUGAUGGCAGAAACUACACAGUUCACUUCACAGGUAUAUAAAAUGAUUGGUGAUUUCUAUUUGCAUGUUUACGGUUUUACGGUUGUUUACUACGGUUUGUGCUGAAGUACUAGUAAGCACUAGCUGCAUGGCUCGAUUUUCCAGUUUGCUUAUUACAACAUUUCUUCAAUUAUUUACCAGUGACUUUGGACUACAAGGCUUUAAUCCUAAUCGCAAUCAGAAAAGAACAAAUGACGAUUACCUCUGAAAUCAUCCUCGGAGGGAGAGGUUAUGGUGUGGAGCAGGUUCUCACACGAGCCUGUUCAGUCGAGCAGGUUCUCACACGAGCCUGUUCUACAGUUCUACAUGCACAAGUGAUAUUACGAACAAGCAUGUACCGGUCCUGAAACAUGGACCAAUAACUCAAUAAUGAAAACAUUAAUCAAAUUUGAGGCAAUGCAUGUUCUCGGACUUGGAUUUUUAGUUGUUGUCAGAUUAGUUGCAGAAAAGUGUAGUACGUACUUCUUAUUGAGGGAGAUCCAUGCACUAAAUGUUUUAGUUGUGUAUGUACCAUACAGUAAUCCAUUCUGUAAUUUGUUCCAGGACUGUGCCUGUUCUGGUGUGCCGGCUGGUGAUACAUGUGUGACCUGGUUUUGCAAAAGCAAAGGGAAUAUUGGGAAGUACAUUUAAUAACACUUUAUUAACAUUAAGCUUCAACGACAUCUGCGUGGUAAAUCUGACGAAUUUUAAUGGGCAUCCGCCAAUGGUAGAAAACUGUUAAUUAAUGUGCUGAACAUGUUAUUUUAGUUGGAAGGGUAUCCGUGAUGACUUAACCCUCCUGUUAGAGGAAGACAUGACCUCCGUCAACUUGUGUGCCUUACACUGCGAAAUGCGCAAUACAGAGCAGCUUCUGGGUUCUAUUGGUCUAUUUGCAUACAAAAUUGGUUCCUUAGAAAACCUCAACAAAAUUCUAAAACAACUGGGACCUGUAGCAAUGAAGAAAGACUUCGUAAGGUAGACUUGGAUCAAGUCCGUCUCUCUAGAGUCCGAGUCGCGAAGCGAUGAGAUUAGAGUCCGAGUCGCGAAUCGACGAGAUCAAGCGCGCCGCAAAGUGGCGCGCGAGGGAGGGAGAGACGGACUUGGCUCACCCACAAUUCGUCGCGUAAGAUUUUACAUUGGCGUAAGAACAACAACGUCUGUGAGCAGGCUACUAAAACCUCAGUCGAACAGAUUUGUCUAAUGUUAAUAAAAAUACGAAUCGCUUCAAUCGUUUCUGGGGAAGUUUCAGCGUCUAAACAAGCAGCUGAGAUGUCUUUUAACUGGAGACUGGCCACUUGAUCUCUCAUGAGAGAUAGUAAAGGGGCGAUGACCAAGCAGACAGAGCCAAUACUUUCUCGUACGCCAUGGCUUAUAAAGUUGAAGACGAAGGGAGCUAUUUGAAAAACUAGACUCUUCCCUGACCCAGUUGGAGCAACCAUAAGAACAUCUUGACCAGCCACAUUAUAAGCUUCGACAACUCUUUGCUGAAUGGCUGAUUGUCCAUAAUUUUAUCGUAUCCAAGUUUACGCAAGCCAUAAUUAACACCAUGUUGAAACGAAUUCAUCAUUUAAUAUAAAGUAUACUUAUAAAAUUUAAAACCAGACACGAAGAGAGACAGCACGCUAUAUAUUUCGAUUUUUGAAACAAGAUGCUUUGUAAUUUCCGCUUUAUUGCAAUUAGCAUAAAUGAUUGUAAUCUAGUUAUGACGUGUUACUGACGGAAAAAUGGGUCGGUAAAUUUGGCGCGCUUGCAGGUGAAUCAAGUCCGUCUCUCCCGCGUUAUUGCACCUUGUGGCGCUCUCGAUCCCUCGGACUCUUGAGAGAUGGACUUGAUCCAAGUCUAUUCGUAAGGUUAAGGGAAAGACGCAAUAUAAACCUUGGCAGUGCCAAAGAAUAAUAUCAAAGUUGCUUGGCUUUCAGGUAAAGCUCCGCGUUAAUAAAUUGAAAAAAGUCGGAUAACCGAGAUAGAGGCCCGAGUAUAGAUGGGAAAUCGAUCGAUGGCCAUAUUUUGUCUGUGUUUGUAUGUUUACCCUGUACAAUAACAUUAAAUGUAACUGAUGUCUAAAUUUUAUAUAAUGUCACUGUCAGGGCCAACAGAAAGAACCUUCCUGGAUAAUAUUACAAAAAUCGUCUGUGAAGCCCUGCCGACGAAAAACCUUUGUUCCUACCUGACCACAGAUUCCGCGGAAGAUUACCCACUGAAAAAGAUAAUGUUCUGCGAGGAAAUGAAAUUGGUAUGCUUAGAAAGUCCAAAACCAAAUGUCACAGCUAUACAUAAGUACUGCAGUUCCGAAAGAUUGCGUUUUCUGUAUGAUCACAUAUUUUUUUUAGUUUUUUAGUAAUUUUUCCGCGGGAAAGGCUUAUAUCAGAGACUAUGGUGUGCGGCAGGAAACAAUUACUAUACUUCCAUCCAGUAAGUAUACAUAUACUAAUUCGGAGGUUUUAUUAAAUAGUAACAUUGAGUAUUUAAUUAUUUAUUAUAGGACGUAAUUCUCUCUAAUUACAAUAUAUCAUUGAUGCUGAUUCGUCAUUUUCAUCAAUGCACAUACCGCUGGUCCCCUAUAAUACAAUGCAAUCAAACUGAAGCCGUUACAGGAUAUUACCGUUAUAAUUAAUGAUAUAGGUAAACUUGACAUCUAUGCUACGGAAAGACUGAACUUCUGGGAUCAUAUGAGCAAGAGAAUCGAAAAGUUCUCCGCACGACAUUCAUGAAGACGAUGAUGAAAAGAGCGACGAGGAACAAGACGACGAGGAACAAGACAAGGAACAAAUCGGGGAAGAUAUGAUUAUCUUAUUUGCUGCAAAAUUGCAUCGAGAAUUUUUCCAACAGGUUAUAUUGUGCAUCUGACUUAUAUUUAUAAGUAUGAUUCUUAUUCUAACGACAUUCAUUGUUUACCUAUAAUGCAUAUCCUACCUACCAAAUAAAUGUUCGCAUUUAAUAAUUAGUCGGUUAUUUAAAAUGGUUUCGGAUAGCUCAUAGUGUAUUGUCACUCUGUUUUUCAAUUUGGCCUAUUAAUUAUUUUAUUCCUUAAUUUUAGUGCAAAGAAUGGGGAUUUCAGCUUCGUGAAACAUUUGGACUACUUCUUGGCACUGGCGACUACGGGCACCUGGUCAUUGAGCAUGCCUCAAUGUUGAUGCGAACGUUUGGUUCUAUGCGAGAUUUUAGCAAUCAGGGUUUCGAGAGCUCUCAUAAGGUUGACCGGAGACUUUACCAACAGGCAACCAAUCACGAUAUGCAUAAAAAAGAUUCAUCUGGUUAGUUUUAAAAAAGAUUCAUCUGCUAUAACUAUUCUUCAGUUCUGACAGCAAAUUGGAAAUUUUUAUUUUCUUUCAGUUAAGCAAAUUCUUGUUCACAACUACACAGAUAGACUUCUAUUCCUACGCAUGUGCUUUGAAAAGGCGAGGGAAUGCGCAAGACAUGGUAAUUAUAAUCAAUAUCUGGCCCUAUUGUAGCUAUAUUAAUUGGACCUUACGAUACGUCAUCUAUACUAUUUCUAUUUGGACGGAUAUAUAUAUACUAAAUAAAAAUGAAAAUUGACCCCCCAAGGCCAGGAUGUUAUCAAGCCAGAAAGUUGUUGUAACUGAUAUUACAUGCAGGUAUUUCAAUGACACAUUUCUUAUACCUUUCAACCAUUGCAGAUCGAGAAUACUUUUUUCGUGGGUGUGGAUGGAAAUGAACCAAAGUGAAAUGGACAACAGAGGAUAUACAGUGGAUAUGUGAUACAAGCAAAUUGCUGGAAAGUAUAUUCGGUCCAGAUACUUUCAAAUUUAGGACGGAAAACAAAAAUGUAGUCGUGCACGAGAAUUUACUUCCAAAUUUCACCACACUUGGGCAACCUGAAAAUGUCAGAAAACCAACAGUUGACACGAGCGGAGUGAACGGAACGACAAUUCUUAAAGAGAAACAUAAAUCGAAGGAAGUUCUCAGGCUGACCACUGAAAAACUAAAGAGGAAAACAGCCAAGUGCUCACUUGCAUUGACACAUGAUCAAUUCAAGAAUAAGUCAAGGAAAGAUGCUGAGCAACAAGUAUUGUCAGUUCCAGCGUUGGGUGGAUAUGCUCUCUUAGAUGGGAGUAUCGCGGUUAAAUUAAUUAACACUUGCCCAAUUGAUAAUUAUUUAACAAUCCUCUUUUUGUACCUAAAGCAGCAUCCAAAUGUUUUGGAAAAACUUGAGUUUUCAUCAGCAGAAUACGCCAAGCGACUGGUAGAAGUAGUAAAUGCGUUCAAUAGAGGGGACUUUGGAAUCGACAAGGUUAUUUGGCUGAGACAGUUUUCCGUGUUUGAUUUUUCUAUGUCAGGAAUGGUUGACGUGUGGGCUUGCAAACUUGAUAUGGUCAUGCCACCUCUGGCUCCCAUUUUGUCAAGCACCUUGCAGAUGAGUUGCGAUGCAAAUGAUUGUCCUCGGACAAACAUGAAUAUUCAAUGCAAGAGUAUCUUUAUUACGGCAUUAAACAGGAGAAAAAUUGCGAAUCGAUCACUCCUGGAAGAGAUCGUUCACGAUUGGCUAUCGCCACCAUCUCAGUCAUGCAAUGCGGUUAUGGACAACCAGUUUGUACCAGAUACGAAUAGCGAUGUCAUUUAG